UCACUUCCAUGUUUUUUUUUUGGCCUCCAUAAAAGGGCAUAUCUCUCUUGUUCAGACAAGAGCAAGUAGUUUUUACAUUCAAUUUCCCGCAUAUUCAUUUUCUUCACCUUUCCUCUUCCCCUCAUUUUACACCAAGCAACCAUUUUCUCUCUCCUCAAUCUCCGAGAUCUCAAAUUCCCCUAAUUUCUUCACAAAUCCAUCCAAUUUCGUACUCUAAAUUUCAUAAUCUCAUUCAGAAAUUUGAUUUUCUCUCCUCUCCUUGCUCGAUUCUCUCACCCCUAAAUUCUAGGGUUUCAUUUUGUUGAUUUCAUUGUUAAGAACUCGGAUUAAUUUAGAUUAUCUUGUAUCUAUUAAUUUAGAGGAAAUUUGGUUUAGGAAAAUUCGUUAUCGUUAAUUUGGAGAAAUUUUGGUGUUUUCUGGAAAAUUGAAAAUGGAUUCGGAGGAUGACAUGCAUGAUGCCAACGAUGUUGAAUCGCUUGAAGAUUUUUACAGUGGCGACACUGCUAUCGAUUCCGAUGAUGCUGCUGAUGGCGAUUAUGAAUUCAUUGAUAACGAUUCGGAAGACGAGUAUGAUGAUUUCACUUCUCAUCGUAAUCAGCAAAACUAUACCAUUUUAAGUGAAGCUGAUAUUCGUCAAUGGCAAGAGAAUGAUAUUCUGAAGAUAUCAACAGUGCUAUCAAUUUCAAAGGUUGAAGCUGGCAUUCUUCUACGCCACUAUAAUUGGAGUGUCAGUAAAGUACAUGAUGAAUGGUUUGCUGAUGAAGAGAAAGUCCGCAACACAGUUGGUUUACUGGAAAGGCCUGUUAUUGAAUUCCCUAAUGCAAGAGAAAUGACUUGCGGGAUAUGUUUUGAGGACUUUCCAAGUGCUAUGAUGAGUGCAGUUGCGUGUGGCCAUCCAUUUUGUAACUCAUGUUGGGCUGGUUACUUGGGUACUUCCAUUAAUGACGGCCCUGGAUGCCUUACUUUGCGAUGCCCUGAUCCAUCAUGUGCUGCUGCUGUCGGUCAAGACAUGAUAAAUACACUGGCUCGUGAAGAGGACAGGGAGAAGUAUGCACGUUACUUUCUUCGAUCUUACAUUGAAGACAAUAGGAAGGCCAAAUGGUGCCCUGCUCCUGGCUGUGACUAUGCAGUUGAUUUCGUUGUUGGCAGUGGGAACUAUGAUGUGACUUGUCGUUGCUCACAUGGAUUUUGUUGGAGUUGUACCGAAGAAGCUCAUCGACCUGUCGAUUGUGGCACAGUGUGCAAGUGGAUCAUGAAAAAUAGUGCAGAGUCUGAAAAUAUGAAUUGGAUAUUGGCUAAUUCCAAGCCAUGCCCAAAGUGCAAGCGACCAAUUGAGAAAAACCAAGGAUGUAUGCAUAUCACGUGUACACCUCCCUGUAAAUUUGAAUUUUGCUGGCUUUGUCUUGGUGCUUGGUCUGAUCACGGUGAGAGGACAGGUGGUUUCUAUGCAUGUAAUCGUUAUGAAACUGCAAAGCAGGAAGGAGUGUACGAUGAGUCUGAGAAACGUAGAGAGAUGGCCAAGAAUUCAUUAGAGAGAUAUACUCAUUAUUAUGAACGUUGGGCGAGCAACCAAUCGUCUAGGCAGAAAGCACUUCAAGACCUUCAGCUGAUGCAAAGUGUGCACCUAGAGAAGCUGAGUGACAUACAAUGUCAGCCAGAGUCACAGCUGAAGUUUAUCAUUGAAGCAUGGUCACAGAUUGUUGAAUGUAGACGUGUCCUAAAAUGGACGUAUGCAUAUGGCUAUUACUUGCCUGAGCACGAACAUGCAAAGAGACGGUUUUUUGAGUAUAUGCAGGGAGAAGCAGAGGCUGGUUUGGAGCGACUUCAUCAAUGUGCUGAGAAGGAGCUGCAAGUGUACCUUAAUGCAGAAGGUCCAUCAAAGGAAUUCAAUGAGUUCCGCACAAAGCUAGCUGGUCUUACAAGUGUAACAAGAAAUUAUUUUGAAAACCUUGUGCGUGCCCUAGAAAAUGGUUUAGCAGAUGUGGAUUCGCAUGGUGCUUGCAGCCGAACCACAAGUUCAAAAAGCCUAGGAGGAAGCAGGAGCAAAAGUGGAAGGGGCAGAGGCACCUCUUCAAAAUCUGGUAGUUCCAGUAGGAAUAUUGAUGAUUCAAGCCACUGGUCAUGUGAACAUUGUACAUUUGCUAAUGUUAGAUCCGCUACCAUUUGUCAGAUGUGUCAUAAUAGAAGGUGAACAGCCUCCUAUAGUUGGAUUCACCUGAAGGCGAAGACAAAAUGUCGAGGCCAAAAACUCAUCGAUGGUGGCCAAGGCAUCAGAUGUCAAUAAUUGAUGCCUAAUGAUCUCAUUGCAACUCACUUGUUGCCGACCUCCUAUGCAUAUGAGGUGGUAACCUGAGUUCAUACAGACAGAAAUAACAGACGUUGAUAAUGGUUUGGGGAGGUACAAUGUUUGUAUCGUGUCGUAAUUUUAGCUGUAUAUAGUUCCAUCUGCUGUGUCUGCAUUUGGAUCCUGACCAGAAUUUAAUGAAAAACUUGUAUUAUCUAGCUGUUCUUAAUUAUUUUUUUUUAAUUUGUUCAAUGGCCUGAGCCUUUCAGCCAGAUUGUAAUAGUGAAAAAAAAAAAUAGAAAAAUAGUUGUACAAUAGUGAAAAUAUUGUACUUGUAACAAGCUUGUUUGACGAUCCUCAUCGAGUCAUUGUCAAUAAAGUUUUUCAUUCUAUCAUCAA
Chenopodium quinoa (quinoa) is the source of this 2683-nucleotide messenger RNA. RefSeq names its product probable E3 ubiquitin-protein ligase ARI8. Gene Ontology annotation, biological process: ubiquitin-dependent protein catabolic process; positive regulation of proteasomal ubiquitin-dependent protein catabolic process; protein polyubiquitination. Gene Ontology annotation, molecular function: ubiquitin conjugating enzyme binding; zinc ion binding; ubiquitin protein ligase activity. The record is from RefSeq and is a predicted model, not a curated record. Gene Ontology annotation, cellular component: cytoplasm; ubiquitin ligase complex. NCBI's taxonomy places the organism in Eukaryota, Viridiplantae, Streptophyta, Magnoliopsida, Caryophyllales, Amaranthaceae. The transcript has 15 exons. Bases 431 to 2191 code for a protein of 586 amino acids.